AUGAAUUCAGUAUUCAAUUGUAUUAGAUCAAACAUUACCCAAUUAUAUUCAAAAACAAAUGUUUCAGAAUUUGUUAGAUACAAAGUUGCAUCAAGUUAUUGUUUAAAAACUAAAUCAUCAGCAGUCAAAAGAUUUUCAAUGGGAAGAUGUGGUAAAGUUAAAUUCCACCCAAGAUCAAGCCCAAAUAAAACUGCCUACGUUCAAAGCAAACUUUAUAACGACACUUUUAGACACGAAUUAUUUUCAUGCCAUCAAAUUAGAAAAGAUUCUGGUAUUUCAGUAAUUAGAAAUCCACAAUUAUCAGUCGAUUAUGUAAAAAAUUAA
Dictyostelium purpureum is the source of this 324-nucleotide messenger RNA. RefSeq lists its product as uncharacterized. The transcript has 2 exons. The record is from RefSeq and is a predicted model, not a curated record. Bases 1 to 324 code for a protein of 107 amino acids. Lineage: Eukaryota; Evosea; Eumycetozoa; Dictyosteliales; Dictyosteliaceae.